UUAACCUCAGCCCGGCCCACAGUCUAAAGCCAGAAUCAACAUCCUGCGGAAAGAAAGAAAAUCGAAGAAACUAAAAGCUUGCGAGGCGAGAAGCUGCGACCCUGCGACGAAGAGCGAACCACCAAGCCAUCAGCCGCGCCGCGCCGCGCGUCCAGCCUUCCAGGUCCCAGGAGGCUGCGUUGUCGGCCGUCCUUCCUCUCCGGGCUCUGCCUCCAGCUCUGGCGCAGCCUUGCAGGUCUCAAAAAGAGCUGUGAUUCUACAGGCAUAUGAUGAUGAUUAAAUUUACUCCUCCACUGGGGUGUGUUUAUAUGACAAGCUUGAACAUCAAUUUGAGACGAACAUCUCCUAUGACAAGCAUUAGUAUUUCGUCACGUGAGAAGAUUAUGAACACCAAAAUAUCUGCAACGUAUAGGAGGGAUGCAUUCAAGUGGGCAAACAUAGAAGGGAAUGAUUAUUCAAGUGGGGCAAAUGGACCUUCACUGACUCCUAGUUUCAUCCUUCCCGUGGAGAAAAGGCCAAAUUUAGCAGAAGUAUCCAACUCUGGUCAUAAAGUUCCAAUAAUUGAUAUAGGAAGUGAAGAAACUAACCACAUUAUCAAAGAGAUUGCGAGAGCAUGUGAGGAGUAUGGUUUUUUUCUUAUAAAGAAUCAUAAAGUGCCACAGGAAUUGUGUCAAAGCAUGUUAUCUGCUGUCACAGAUUUGUUCCAUCUGCCCUCUCAAGACAAGGCUCUUCUUGUGUCCGAUGAUUCAACCAGAGAGGUAAGGAUAUGUAAUCAUUACCGCAAAACUGAUGAUAAAGAUGAUGCUCAGAAAAAAUUUAGCAUGUGGAGUGAGGUAUUCAAACAUCCUUGGCACCCUACAGAUGACAGUUUUGCUGAUAUUUUGCCAACAGAUCCUUCAAGUUAUAGGAACAUAGUCACGGCAUAUGCUAAGGAGAUUGGGAUUUUAAUGGGUGAGCUUUUAAGUUUGAUGUCUCAAGGCUUGGGAUUGGAAGAUGGAAAUUAUUUACAGAAGAGAUUGGGAAAAGACCCUUUGUGUAGAGCACAAGCGAACUACUACCCGCCUUGUCCAAAUCCAGACCUUACACUUGGAUUGGGGGUCCACACGGAUAGAGAUGCGCUCACAGUUGUGCUACCAACUCCUAACGUUGCGGGUUUACAAAUCAUGAAGGAUAACAAAUGGGUAGCAGUUGAUCCGGUUCCAAAUGCAUUGGUUGUUAACGUUGGUGAUCAACUUCAGGUCCUGAGUAACGGAAAAUACAAAAGCGUGCUGCAUAGAGUUGUGACCAAUGAAAGUCAAAGUAGGGUGUCGUUGGCAAUGUUUUAUGGCCCAGACAAAGAUGCACGGAUCGGCCCGAUUGAAGAUCUUAUCGAUGAAAGUCAUCCUCCACUCUACCGGAAUUACUAUUUUAGAGAGUUUCUUGACAUUUAUCGGAAGCAGGAAGGGAAAAAUCGAAUGAUUAAGGAAUUCUUUGAGAUUUAAAGUAGAUAGAUUAUUCACUCUUAGUUCACAAGAAACCACUAGAUCAAUCAAAACUAGCUAACAUAUAAACAACUGCUAUUUAGAAUGGGUUCCACAUCUUAGCUGCAUUUGUAAAUAACAGUUGAGCAUUCUGGUUAUCAGAAUUGCUAUUUUAAGUGAGACAACUCUUUUUGGAGCAUCUUGAUUCUUGAUGUACAGAACAUGAAUCAAUAAGCUAUAAAUGGAACUGUAUUCGAGACUUUUGCAAUGAGUUGUUUUCAGUAAUUU
Messenger RNA from Cuscuta epithymum, 1748 nucleotides. NCBI's taxonomy places the organism in Eukaryota, Viridiplantae, Streptophyta, Magnoliopsida, Solanales, Convolvulaceae. The record is from the annotation of a GenBank genome assembly.